This is a messenger RNA of Brugia pahangi, 420 nucleotides long. The record is from the annotation of a GenBank genome assembly. Lineage: Eukaryota; Metazoa; Nematoda; Chromadorea; Rhabditida; Onchocercidae.
AUGACGUCACUUGGGAAGAAAGUGCGCAAUUGUGCAUGUUUUGCCCAGAAUAAGCUAAGUGAGCUUGCAUCACUCUUUGACGCCUUAUCCUUAACUCCAGCUCUUGCAAUGACCGAGCGCUGCGCCUGUUGCAGUGCCAUUACCCAUCCUGCCACAUGCUCCAUCGAUGACUCUCCUGCUGCACCCUUGCCGACAUCUCCUACCUCUGAAAGGCAACGCUCUACCCAGCUGAAUAUUGCUUGUGCAAAACGUGUACAGUCUUUUUUGCAAGCUAUGUUUAUUGAAUAUGGAGAAAAUAAGCAAUUUUUGUCUUUUUCUGAAAUAUCUCCAAAUUAUUUCAAUAUUCCAGAAAAGGAGAAAGGAACUUUCUUUGAGGGUUGCUUGAAUGAUGAUUGUGCAGAGAAGGAAAAAGAUGAGUGA